Molecule: messenger RNA, 9778 nt
Organism: Malaya genurostris
Lineage: Eukaryota; Metazoa; Arthropoda; Insecta; Diptera; Culicidae
Exons: 11
Coding region: 1522-7236 (1904 amino acids)
Biological process (GO): imaginal disc-derived wing hair organization
Cellular component (GO): cell cortex
Source: RefSeq, a predicted model, not a curated record
CCAGCGGCCUUGACGGACUUUUCUUCGUCCUUCUCCCGAUAAGUUUUCGACUGUUCAAUCGAAGAGCUUUUUUUCCUUCGAAAAGAUGUUGUGUCGAAACUUGUUCUACUACCAGCAUUGAAGUCUUUUCUUUGAGUGAUGUCAUUUUCCUCUAUAGGAAUCGUGAAAAUUGAUCCAUUGAUUUUUAAAUGUGCGGUAAUGCUGGUGAACUGGAUGGUGCAAAGUUUCCAGACCCUUCAGUGUGAACAGGUGAAACCCACUAUAUUUUGGAUGACUUGUUUGUUUAAGUAGACAGCAGUUCAAAAACGGCUAUUGAUCCGUAUUUGUUUCAAAUCAAACUGUUUUCGCACGUGCGAAACAGAAAUUCGCGAAUGAAAGCGACAAGAGAGCAGCCAAAAGAAAGUGAAAAGAAAUGCAUAAGUAAAAUAUAGAACAAGUCGUGUGAAAAACUGUCUCGCCGCCCAAAGGGUGGGAGUCGCCUACCGUACCUUCAUUUCUUGCCGGUUUUCAUCGUGACUGACGGCUUGAGUCACAUUCAUUGCGUGAGUUUGUCAAUAUCUUUUGUUCCGAGUGCGCCCCCGGGCGUUGUGAUUCCAUUUUCUCAUUCGCGCAAAGUGAAACCAUCAGCAGAAGCGAAAAGAAAGCAACUAAGGUGUGAUUAGGUUAAUAAAAGAAGUACGUUAAAAUAAAUGUAGCUGCCGUGGAAGGAAUAAUGAACUAGUGGCAUUAGACACAGUGGAGAAGAAGAGGAAAAGUGUUUGAUACACAUUUAUUUUCAUUAGCUGUAAACAAUCGGAUGCGAAGUUGGUGUUGCUGUUUCUGUGUGUUUGUUUGUACUCAUCAAAUAUAUCGUUUUGGUUUGUAGGACCGCAAGCCAAAUGCAAUUAUCGCCAAUGACUACCCGUGAACCGACCGUUUCAAUUCCACUGGAAAUAUUCAAGGAAAACUAAUAAAUUGUAGAUGUUCAGUAUGUUUAACUGCGAUUUCAACGGUUUUUCGAUGGGGGUGAACUGUCUGUAUCCGUUCAAGCUGCGGUCUGUAUUAAAUCAAGUGUGAUCAGAUCUAAUUGGUCGAAACAGAAGUAAGAGUAAGCUUAAACAAUGAUGCAAAAAAGCAGAAGUUAAGUGAACGAUGUAUGGUCAGACUGGCGGAUCGGACUUGCUCAAGUGUUAAAUUGUUUUCCUGGAGAAGUCGGUAUUGCUGAGCAUUGAUCAGCUUGACACGUACCUGCACCUGAAUAGAAGACAGCAGUCAGGGAUUCGCCGACUGAAGUGAGAUGUAGCCAAACUCGGCCAAUACAAUUCGAUCUCACCAAUCACCAAAUGAGAGACGUAAAACGUGAACGCAAAAAACGGUCAAACCGAUUCGUACAACGACCAGACCUUCCAAGCCAUGCCUGCCGAGCCCGCAACGCCUCUGGAUUACAACCACCAGCAAAACCAGCAUCAGGUCCGCAUUGAUAAAAAUUCUACCGGGUGGAACAAGCCAAAUCACGCACUCGUAUGAAGAGCGGCAAGAAAAAUGCUGAAAUCUUUGUCCAUGCCGCGUCACUUCAAGAAAAACAAUUAUAAUAUAUUAGAGUCACAAUUAGUGCCUGAUUCAGAUCGAGGCCCACAAAAGCCUGAAGCAGCUCGCACCCAAAAAUUAUCAUCGCCAUGUUUUCGAACGAAGUUGUCGUGGUUUUCACCUCCGUUGACUCGAUGGCUUCGACGGAGGCGGUAUUCCUUGGCUUGGAUGUACCUUACGACCAAUGCAGUAAUAGCCAUCGGGAUGAUCGUCUGCGGCACUGGUGUGACCCUUUGCGAUGGAGCAGCCGCUCCAACGCCAGUAGCUAAAGGAACCGUUUCAAGCUACGGAGCACGAACAGGACUCACGCGAAUCGGCGUUGCCGAUACGUCUCGAAUUGUCAACCUAACGCGGCAACACAGCGGUGAUCUGUUUUAUACGUUUGAAAAUGAAAAAUGUGAUACAGAUACGUGCGUCGGUUUGUCAAGUGGAACGGCAAGUCUUUCCUUAGGAACUGGAAAUGAUGGACAAAACAACAUCAAAGAGAUCGACAUGGCAUCCAACCUGGAAACUCAGUGCAAGUGCCAGUGUCUCUCGCAUUUGACCACAUACCGCGAAGAUCUGGGCAUCUGCGUCGACGAUGUGAGAGAAUGCACUCUUGCACCCUUCAUCAGCGGAUCCACUUCGGAGAAGAUUCCGUUCGUGUUUCUACCACACCGUGGCCAGAUCGUCUAUCCAAGCAAAGAAAUCGGUUUCCCGGGUGUAAAGAUGCCAAUGUGCGCUGUAUCUGGUUCUCAAUUCCUCACGAACACCGGUUGGGCUGAGCUGCGCAAUCCAAUCGACACUGACGUCCCGUUCCGACUGUUCCGCGAUGAGGGUCGCAUUUAUCUACAAUGGCUCGGUGAAACUGAAUUGCGUCAGCGAAUGCAGGGUCGCCUAAUUCUGGUUCAUCUCAUGUGUCGGGAUAUGACGCCGCAACUGAUGCUGAAAGACGGCCGGACACGGGCAUUCGAUGACAUGCUUCCAAAUCAAAACAUCUUCACACCAUGUGUGGCAUUCCGUGUUGUUGGGACCCCGAUCAAAUACGCCAACAACGUAACCGAGGUGAGCUUUUCUUCGGAAACUCACAUCGACCACCAAUCGGGGCUAAGCACGAAGGAGUACAUCGUGAUCGCGAUCUGCAGUCUCUGUCUGGGACUUAUUUACAUCGCCUCGGUUUUUCUCUAUAUCCAUAUGAAGAAACGGAAACGAGGGACGGGCGAUGACGACGAUGCCAACACAAUUAAGAAUGACUACUCAUCCUACCAGCAGAACGAUCAAGUUACGUUCGGGGUUGGAUUGAGCUCACAAGUUAACCCGUUUGGGGGUCAACAGCGAAACAGUUUUGUCGGUAGAGGCGGAAGUCAGAGACAGACCGGAGCUGCAGGCCAUCGUGGCAUCUCUACGCCUAUGAAUGUCGGACUUCAUGCUGAGGAGAUGGGAAUAGUGAAAAACAAUCCACUGUUGAAGCACUUUCCCAAUCUAAGCGAUAAUUCGGGAUUCAUAAGCGACAACUCCAACUCUGUUUCGGAGUUUGAGGACGAUCGAAUGAUUGAAACAGACAAGAGGAUGCAGACUACCGCCAACAUCCAUCAACCAAAAAACUACUUAGGGCAUACCGACAUGGAUGGAGGACUUCACCAUCCGCAACUGCAGCUUCACAGCCACCAGCAGCAAUCCCAACAGAGUCCAGACGGGAUGAACAACUCGAAUGGUCCCGAUACCGAGUGUUUGCCCGAGGAAAAUGUGUCCAUUGUCGAAGAUAUCAGCAACGACGAAAAGCUAGAAAGUAUGAAGUCUAUCGUCAACGGAACUAUGCGACGCAAACUGUAUUUUAAUCCAGCUUACUUCGAACCGCAUCUCCUAGUGACACCUCCUCCAGCGGCUGUAGAGUUUCUCAAUAAAAUCCGGGAAGUAAUCACAAUAGCCAAGUACAAAAUGUCUGCGAAACGCUUCCAGCCAUCGCUUAACAUCAUUCCGGAAGAAUUGCAACAAAUGCAUGGAUCUGAGACAUACGCGGCAGCACUCACUGCUCCUCCUAGUCGCCGCAGUAGUUUAAUCAGCUCUCGUAGAGAUAGUUCAAAGAAAAGCAUUUGCUCGGGAUGUCCGGGUUGUGAAAAGAAGGGUAAUAAUAAUAAUUCGGAUGUAGUUGUUCCUUCCAGUAAUUGCAAAAACUGCGGCGAUAAACAAAACAGUAUUCGUAAAUGGUUGGAGGACGUAUCCUCCAACCACGGCGAUACAACCAACGAAUCCGAUGUUUACGAUGGAGGAAAGUCAUGCUCCAACAGCAACUCUGCAGAAAAUAUGGAUUCAUUGAAAUCGUUCGAUGAUCGAUCAACGUGCGAAUCACUUCCUAUUCACCCAGAAAUUAAAAAGCAACCCAGAUCAAUGCGAUCUCGCCAAGGAAGCAUGCAAAGUGAUAGCUCAUCUGCCUCGGACAAUGAAACAAUCGUUGCUAACAGCGUGAAGGAAAAAUCAUCAAUAGUGCGCGCUCCAUCUCGGACCAGAUCGAUUCGUUCGGAUACGAAUUCAGCACCGAAGAUUGUAUCACACAGUCUUAAAUCGGAUAUUCUAAAGAAUCAUAAGUUUGGAACCGAAGACGGAUCCCUAAUGAAAAACAACAGUUUUGUGUAUGAUCCUGUCCCUAAUGAAAAGCACACCAAGAAUCAAGACACUUACAUGAGAAAUAUCAAUAAUUCUUUAGUCAACUUAGACUCUAAUAAGAUUUAUGACAAACACGAUCUGUAUAACAUUACCGGGAAUGAGCUUUUCAACAAUCCUCAAUUUGAAACAUCCCCAAAAUUGCAGCAUAGAUCCAUGAAUGUAAACCACCGUCAUCAUCAUCAUCAGCAAUCUAACAAAAAACGAUCAAACUCGCACAGUCGUCCUGGAACGUCUGGUAAACGACAGAUUGAAGUUCUUGAUCAGUUUUCCAGUUCAGGCCCGAAAAUAAGAAAUUUGAAUCACAUGCCGGAUAUGGUGUACGAAGCAUUAGCAAUGGACCAACGGAAAAAGUCUUGGAAAAGUCGCACGAACCCUGAAGUCCCACGGGUCCCAAUCAACGAAUACUUGCAUGAAACAUGUGAAAGCCGUUUCAGCAGUAUCGAUCGAACAGAGCGAUAUCGAAACGAGAAGUUCUUUCACGACUUUAUAAACUCAGAUGACAGCAACACUCUCGGGAAUCGUUCCGGUAAGAAUUCUUUUAACAAAUACCAACCUGAUUCACCAAUCUACUCACGAAAAUCGCCCCAUUAUUUGAUUGUCGACUACGAGACGGAUAGCCUUGAAAGAGUAACCUGUCGUACACAGGUCAGUUUCAAUACAUCAACAACCACUAGUAGUGAUCUAAGUUCACAACCAUCACCCUCUCAUAGUACAGCACUUCCGCUAGAAGAGGAAGUUGAGAUCCGUAACGCAAUUUAUGAUCGGGUAGAGGGGUUUAGAAAGGAUACCGAUACAAUAACAAAAGAACGAGAAAUCGUCAAUCAUCCGAGCAUCGAUGACUAUGAAGACGUUCCGAUGAAUUCACUGGCGGAAACGGUUAUUCAAGUGCCUCCAAAAAAGGGACCAAAAAUAAAAUGCGACACGCCUUUUCAAGGGAGUAUCACUAUCGAAGUAGAACAUAGUCCGGAAGAUUGCGAGCUUUCGACAGAUAGUGAUCAAUUUGAACCUGAUACUCUAGAUCGUAAACCAAAAAAGCACAGUAACAUUAUCGGCCGACAUAAAAGCAAUAUUUGGGCAAAAGAUCGACCGGGUACGAAAGAAACAAACCUAACCUCACUUCCAGCUGACCUGAACAAUCAUUUUGUAUUAAAAAACUCGCAAUCUUUCAAGGAAACUUCGUUUGGUAGUCUUCGUGAAAUUUAUGAGUCAAAAAACUUAAAAAACGUUAAUCAUAAUCAGAUGAGAAGCCUGGAGAAUUUCGACACGGAAUCUGGAAGGCUACUAACUUUAGAGCUGCGACACUCUAAGCGACAACGAACAAAUGAUAACACCGCUAUUGCUCCAAAGUUAAUGCCACCGGAUUUAAUUCCAUCGGAUAUGCCGAUACCACGGAAUAACUAUGAUCAACCACGUCCACAACUAAAGCAGGUUGAAGAUUUUGGUAUUUCUCCGAAGAAUCUUGCAUGUUGGAACAAUGACAAAUUUUCGAAGCAACCAAAUGGUCCCGCACCGAAGCCUGCCCUUAGUAAUCUAGAAAGUUAUGAAUCUACUAACAGCAUGACGGCAGAUAGUGACUCUACUCAAUUCACGGGGGUUUCCGAUAACGAACAUAAUUCUCCUAGGAAGCACAAGAAAGUAGCAAAUUAUAGCCAGGUGAACAAAUCUUUCCGUGAACGUCCACAAUCGAAGGAAAAAGAUAAAUUUAGACUGAUGGAAAUUGAGAAAGAUGGUCCAAACGUUUUAAAAAAUUUUAUGUCACUAGGAGAAUUGAAUGACAAAAGCUUUUUGGAUCAAAUUGACAGUAAAACGUUCGAUUUGAAAGAUUCACAAAUCACGAACCGAGCUAAAUUUAUCGAGGACAUUGAUAAAAUUGAAGUUUUGUCGACCAAGACAUUAUCUAAUUAUGAUUCACUGGUGGGAAGAAGUAUCACCAGCUCGAAUAUAAAUGAUGCAACAGAAGAUAAAACUAAUCUUGAUAUCAAUCCAAGCACAACCACAAAAAUUUACAGAGUAGAAAUCAAUCCUGCAUCCAAUGGGAUGCAGAUAGCUAUGGGUCUUCGUGAUCGCGUGAAAAAAUCAAAGGACAUCAAAAAUGCCUGGAAGAAAUUCAUAGGAAUUGCCACAUCUAAGUUCAACAGUAAAAUGAACGAUGGAAAAAGUGAUUCCGAUGGAGAUAAGCACUCAGAAUCUUCGGAUAUACUUGAUAAGGACGAGGGAAUAUCAUCAUUAAUAGACGAUGCAAGCACGGCUUAUGAAGUCACUCAUCAUCACCAUUAUCGACAUCACUAUCACUACAAGGCAAUGGAUUCAAGUAAACCGCCAACAAACAGCCGUCAAAUUAAGAUACUUCGAAGGGAUUCGAGGUCGAGUAUAAAGGAUGACAGUGGUUAUAUUAGCGCAGACUCUGCCGAAUCUCGUUUAAACAAUAAAAAGCUUUACGAACGAUUCAAUUUCACUGGAAAAUCAUCUGAGUCUACAGAUUCGAUACUGGAGGAAAAUAAAUACGAAAUUUGCGCUAUUCCCGAAAAUUCUGUAAGCACUGUUAAAAGCAAUACGUCGUCCUCUUCUUGUAGUACUACCCGUUCUGAUAAACAACUGACCCGACCACGUGCCCCACCUCCCCCACUACCUCCACCAAAUCCACCACCACCACCUCCUACCACAACCAUCCCAACAAAGAAACAUUCUUCAUCAUCUCGAACAAUCGAAAAACCUCUAACUAGACCCCCGCCACCUCCAACAAAUCCUUCUCCAAAAAAAUCCCGCUCCGAAGAAAAUUUCCUUUUCAACACAGCGGAUGCAAUAAGCGUUCGAGUAUAUUCAUCCGACGAUGAAAACCUAGCCAGCAGCGACAAUGCCUCCUGCAUUUCGGAAAACAACAACGAAGACGAUGAUGACGGCACCAGUUGUGCAACUGACGACAUCUGCGAGUCGGGUGCCGAAAGUGUCGAAACACAUUCAGUGUUUUUUAAGAACAUUCGCGCGAGGCCGAAUGAAACGCGUAGUGCCACUGCGAUGGCUCACUAGGAUAAGUUGUGCAAUAUGACAUUCAAUCAACGAUAGUGCAAUAAUAGCAGAAAUAUGUGUUAAGUGAUGUACAUUUUGGAAUCUGAGACAAUGAGUUAUUGUACCUCCUAAUAAUAUAGACCACGACGGUAGAGAUUGUAGUUUGUAGAAGCUAUUAGCUAGAACAGUUGUUCCAUACUUUUGGAGACUACUACUUCAAGUGUGCAAUCCGUAUGGUUCUCAUUGUUCACAUUAUUGUGCAAUUGUUUUUUUUUAUUGUUAAGGUUUGACUAAAAUAGGUGUGACUGAAUAUAUCAAUAAGAGACAUGGAUGGUUGAGAGAAAUUAUUCGUCUGAAUGUAAGCAUGGGAGCGAAAUAGGCUUUGGACUCAUUUACAACGACUUAGACCUUAGACCGAUAGGCAAGCCAAGACUCACAUAAGAUCCAAAACGACUACGACAUAAUAAAUAUUUAAAAGUGUGUUCAGUACUUCACAAUUCCAUAGUCCGUUCCGGUGAGUUGAAUGUGAUAGAUUUUGGUACUUUCUAAAAAAUCUUGUUGAAUAUUUUAAAUAUUCCCACCUCAUCAAAACUGCUGUUUUGGCUUAAGCAGCCUUCGAAGUUCAUGAACCACAUUCUAAGUAGCCCGAAAUUCUAAUUAGCUUCUAGAAUACAUUUUUUUAAUUUGAUUUAUUCUAGCUAAGACAUAGAUCUGCUUCUAUGCGACAGGAAAGUUUCCGCGGAACUUGAUUUGUACUUCCAAGUUGCCGAAAGUUCCACACGUACUCUUAGGCAGCGAGAAUUUGGUCUGUACUUCCCUGCAGUCAAAAAUAACCUCGUGUUUUCUUACGUAACGAAAAAGUUUACGCGGGACUUGUGUGGUACUUUUCCUUCGGCAGCAAGUGCAUGUUUUCUGUAUAGUUGUGGAACUUUCGAUUGCUUGAGUUGACAAUUUCCAUCUGCAUUUUGUUGCCAUCCGAUACGAAUAUGAGUUAUAGCACGCACACUCAUUCUACUAUUUGUUCCAAAUGGGACAGUCAUCUAUAUUCCUUGUACCGAGCACAUAAGAAAAUAUUUUAAUACUCAACAUGACAAUGCGUCAACUAAACUAUAACUUUAUACUAUUCCAAAACAACUAUGGCGUAGUGACAAGAUGUUAAAUCAUCCCAGAGUAGCAAAGGAACGCCAUGAUUGCGUAGGAAUAGUAACAAUCAUUUCUUCAGGUAUUCUUCUCGGUAUAUUUCCUUAUUUAUGAGGCUUUGGCUUCCUCGACCACAGCGACCAUAUUGCCUGCCAGAUCAAAUCUUUUUUGAGAAACUUGGCCUUUUUCUACGACCUGAAAUACUCCUGUACACUCUAAAAAAUUUUGAAUUUUGCAGGUGACUUAAUUCCUCAUACGAUGUGAUUCAUAAAGGUCUAAUUUGUCAAAUGACGGAAAAUUUUAUUUGUAAUGACUUAAUGUUAGAAUAGCUUGGUUUUACUUACUUGUACUGUUCUCACCUCAAUAACCACUUUAUUCCACCUCAAUAGCUACUGAACAACUUGCGCAACCUUGAAAUAAAUUUUGUAACAAAAUCGGUCAGAGUUCAAAUUUGGAAUGAAUGUGACGAUACUGUGUAGGAAGAUGUGAUAGCAUGAUGCAAUAAAAAGUAACUUCACAAAAAUAUUUAGUAAUAGAGAUUUUUUGUAAUCAUAAUACGAAUGCGGCGUAUGCAAACUGAAUAGUAAAAAUACUUAGCGUUUAAUAAGGCCGGAUGUGCAAUAAACCCAACAAUCCGAUUAGUUUUUUAAGGUGCAAUAGUAGAAAUUAUAAUGAAACUCUAUAGUGUGUAUAGAGUAUAUUUAGUUUGUAGGGUAGUUAUAGCUAGACACAGCUAUAGUACCAAAAAUCGAAAAAAACAUUUUUGGGUGCAUUUUAGUUCACGGUAUCGCAAUUCAUUUAUUUAUUCAUUUUUGUUUUACUUAGAAUCAUAGCAAAACGCCUAGCUUCGUAAGUACCUGCCAAAUAUUUAGUUUAAAUGAAACAGGUGACAAUUAUUAUCAUCUGGGAGGAAAAUUAUAUUUUUCUUUAGAAAAUUUUAUAUCUAAGUAUAAGUGAGCGAUAAACAAUAGAGCAAUUCCUCCUUGGAAAUAAGACAUUUUGAAAGACUUCACAGAGGACUAAGAAAAAGAAAGCUUCGACAUCUCACUGAAGGAAUUUAACUUGUCUUAUUUCUCAUGUUUUCUACUUAGGAAUUCGUGGUAAUUGUCCUUCAUCCUUAUGAAUCCACUUGAUUCUGUGUUAUGCAAUUUGUUCUGUCUAGAUAUUUAUAUAAGUAUAAAAUUAUUGUUGAUUUUAUUGUAUAUGAGUGAAACCUUUAUGUUGAUAAUUUUAUAACCAGAUUUUUAAUCAUAAACAACGAUUAGUCGGAAUGAAUAGCAAAACUAUUUUAGCACACCUUAAUGAAAGCGUGUUUAAUUAAGUUAACUUUAGGCUAGUUUUUGCUGAGGAAAAUUAGAAGCAAUCGCUUUUAAAAUGCCUGGAAUUGCUCACAAUAUUUUUUUAGCUAAUCGGUUUUUUCUUA